GUUUCAAUCUUUCCUUCAGUGAGUCGGUGUACGCGUCGAUUUGUUUUUGUUUUGUGACUUUAAUACGUAAAUUUUCGUUUACCAAGGCGAGUGCCAUGUGAGAUUAAUAUGCGAUUUAUAAGUGCAAAGUGUUCUACACGUGCUCCUUUUUCAAAAGUCUAAUAAUUGCAAAAAUUACAAGCUCACCGAUGGCCAUCAACUGCUUGUUGAGGAUGCUGGCGCGUCGCUUGUCACUCCACAGUCUGGCCAUGUCGCUGAGGAUGACCAUCCACCGCGAGUACUCGUCCUUGGACGUGGCCUUGAGCGCCAACACGCGACCUGACCUUCGACACCUGAUGGCCAGUUGCAGAUGGACUGGUGGGUUGCAUUCGCCGACCACGGCGUCGUGAAGAGGCAGACCGUCCUUGCCCUCGGAUGAUCCAGGUUUCCUGUCCGAUUGUGCACAUGAAAUAAAUUUCAUGUAUUUAUCGCAUUCUGUCGUUCGUCCUUUAAGGACACUGUCUGGCUCAGUUUUUUGUGCAUUCUACCACGCUCUCACCGUGCGAUAAUUGCGAAAUUGCGUUCCUUCUACAAGGGAAUAAAUGGGUCGCGUAAAGUCACGAAAACGUGAAAGGAUUAUUCGCGAUGCUCAAAACGUAUUACUUUGUAAAAAGCAUGAAUUGCCAAUUGCAUAUGAGUGGAAUUUACCUAAAAUUUUGUGCGCUAUUAGUAUUUUGACAAUUCUCGCUUCUCAAUUUUGGACGUUCUUUGCGAGAAAUGGAAUCUUUAUUUUUGGUCUAGAACUGGAAAGAGAAAAUUUUCACAAUUAUUCUUAUUCCAAUGACAACGUAAACAAAACAGACGAGCUGACUGUACUUGUUCACCACCCAAAGGUGGACGCAGUUCAUUUACAGCACGUGCGGAACGUUUUUGAACGCUUCGGUUACAAAGUGACUGACGACGUUAAUGCUGAAUGGGACGUAUUGUGGUCACACGAUUUCCCGUUCAUCAGUAUGGCAGACAUUUUGGAGAACUUGAAACCACACCAAGUUGUGAAUAAAAUGCCAGGGCACUCGUACAUUACCCUCAAGGUCAACUUCGUAACCUCUGGGGCCCUCUUCAUUCCCCCCGCGUUUCAGUUCCCGCAAGACAGGGAAAAAUUUAUCCAAUUUAGAAAGGAAAACCCAAAAAGCCAGUUUCUCGUAAAAGACAAUCGGCAUCGAUCCAUAAAAUUGGUGCCGUCUAAUAAGAUCAAUCUGGAGUCAAGUGAAUCUUUUGUCCAAGAAUUUAUUCCCAACCCAUUACUUAUUGAUGGAAGGAAAUUUGAAUUUGGAAUUUUUGUUGUGGUCACAUCAAUUUACCCAUUAAGAUUAUACCGAAUCCAAGGAGACAUGAUUAUACGGUACUCAAGAUAUCCAUACUACCCGUUGGAUGCAAAUAAUUUGUCUCAAUAUGUUAUUUCUGAUGACUGUUUGCAAUACUGGGAAUCAGUUGAAAUGAAGAAAUAUUUGAAACUUUCCUUCUCAAUUCAAGAAUCUUUUGAAGCCACUAUAGAAUCAGUUGGUGCAGAUCCUAGAGCUGUUUGGGAGCAAGUUGACAAAGCUAUAGUAUCAUCAUACAUGGCACGUGAAAAAUAUAUGAUUUUUGAAUUAUCAAAGUACAGAAACUACCGAAACUUUUUUGAGCUUAUUCGUUUUGAUUUCUUCCUUGAUGACAAUUUCAAUCUGCACGCCCUCGAGGCAAACAUGUCUCCGAAUCUUUCCUCGAUGAAGUACAAACAAAAUGCAAUUAUUUAUGAACAAGUGCUGCAGACACUUUUUUCUCUGGUCGGCAUCUCCACUUAUUUACACCCUCCGUUUCAUAAGCGGCAGGAUUUGAAAGAUAUGAUUGUUGCAGACAGAAAUAUUAUGGUUUUCCCUGAAAUAUGUUUACAAUGUACAAACUGCAGCAGCUAUGAUUGUCAACUUUGUUCCACUUGCAUGAGUCAGGAUUUUGCUUUGGACGUAAAAAUGGCUUACAGAGAACAUCUGAACAAGUUUAAAGCGAGGAGAAUUUUUCCACCCAAAAUGACCCAGGAAGACGCAAGGCUGGGAAUUGGCGAGGAAUUAGCCAGAAAUAUGUCUGAUAGGAGUGUGCUAUUGUGUCGGUGGUUUCAAGGAAAGUGUUUGAAUGAUGAAACUUGGUGUUGAAAAUAAUAAAACAUGCAACAUAAUCGAGCAGGGCAUUUUUUACAAUUCAAAUCACUUUCCUGCUACAUCCAAAAAUGGAAAUUAAUCCAACGUUUGGCUCGAGUGAAAAAGAUUGCUUUCUAGGAGACGUUUGUGGAGGGGCUCUCCUCAUUGAAAAUCGCUUUUUAUGAAGAAAAAUAAAGUAAUCUUCUCUCGCAGUGUGCUGGGUCACGGUCUAGGAACCUAUAAAAUUUCAUGAGCAAAUGUGUUGCUUGCUAAAUAAUACAAUCUUUUAGUAAAUCUGCGAGCACCGCGUUUGCUCACGAAACAGGUCUCUCAGAUCAUAACCAACACUGGUAAAGCUGUUUGUUUCUUUGAAUUAUAUUAAAAAAUUUCAAAUAUAUGAUAAUUAAUGUUUUGUUGCUUUUGUACUUGACAUAAAUAGGUAUGUACAUUAAUAAAUA
Neocloeon triangulifer is the source of this 2611-nucleotide messenger RNA. Its product is annotated as probable tubulin polyglutamylase ttll-15. The coding region runs from base 582 to 2168 and encodes 528 amino acids. NCBI's taxonomy places the organism in Eukaryota, Metazoa, Arthropoda, Insecta, Ephemeroptera, Baetidae. The record is from RefSeq and is a predicted model, not a curated record. Gene Ontology annotation, biological process: protein modification process. The transcript is spliced from 11 exons.